AUGACGGCCGACGACACGCCAGCGUCCACCUUUAGGUACAAUGAGAAGCCUACCUACACCACUUCCAGUGGUGCUCCCAUUGACAAUCCCUCGGGCUGGCAGCGCCCAGGCACCAUUGGACCGCUGCUGCUCCAGGACUUCCACCUGAUUGACUCUCUCGCCCACUUUGAUCGCGAGCGUAUCCCCGAGCGUGUCGUCCAUGCCAAGGGCGCUGGUGCAUAUGGUGUCUUUGAGGUCACUCACGACAUCUCCGACCUCACUUCCAUCAACAUGUUUGAUACUGUUGGCAAGAAAACCAACUGUAUCGCACGCUUCUCAACUGUUGGUGGAGAGAAGGGCUCUGCCGAUACCGCCCGUGACCCCCGCGGCUUCGCCAUCAAAUUCUACACAGACGAAGGCAACUGGGAUUGGGUCUACAACAACACUCCCGUCUUCUUCAUCCGUGACCCUACCAACUUCCCCCUCUUCAUCCACACCCAGAAGCGCAACCCCCAAACAAACCUCAAAGAUGCUACCAUGUUCUGGGACUAUCUCUCUACCCAUCAAGAGUCCAUCCACCAAGUCAUGACUGUCUUCUCCGAUCGAGGAACUCCCUACUCGUACAGACAUAUGAACGGAUACUCAGGCCACACCCACAAGUGGACUAAGCCUGACGGAUCAUUUGUCUAUACCCAGGUCCACCUCAAGACCGAUCAAGGCAACAAGACAUUUACAGGAGAAGAAGCCGCCAAGAUGUCUGCUGAGAACCCGGACUGGAACACUCAAGAUCUUUUCGAGGCCAUCCAGAAGGGAGAUUACCCCAGCUGGACCGUCUACGUCCAAGUGCUUACACCUGAGGAGGCAGAGAAGUUCCGCUGGAACAUCUUUGACUUGACCAAGGUCUGGCCACAGAAGGACGUGCCCCUCAGGCAGUUUGGCAAAUUCACCCUCAACAAGAACCCUGAGAACUACUUUGCCGAAAUUGAACAGGUUGCCUUCUCUCCCUCUCACUUGGUGCCUGGUGUUGAGCCCUCCAUCGACCCUGUCCUCCAGUCCCGACUCUUUUCUUACCCUGAUACCCAUCGUCACCGUCUUGGAACCAACUAUCAGCAGAUUCCCGUCAAUGCUCCACUCAAAGCAUUCAACCCCUUCCAGCGUGAUGGCGCUAUGGCUAUCAAUGGCAACUACGGCGCCAACCCUAACUAUCCUAGCUCUUAUAGACAACUGACUUACAAGACUGUCAAGCCCACCGUGACACACGAGAGUUGGUCUGGUGCUGCUGUCCACGAGCUUUUCCAGGAAGUAAAUGACGACGACUUCGUCCAGGCAAAGGGUCUCUGGGAUGUGCUCGGCCGCACCCCUGGCCAGCAGGAAAACUUUGUCUCAAACGUCUCUGGCCAUCUGGCGGCUGCUCACCAAGAUACCCGUAACAGAACAUAUGAGAUGUUUUCACGGGUGGAUAAGGCCUUGGGCGCCUCCAUCCAGGAACAGACAGAAAAGCAGGUCAAAUAA
Messenger RNA from Trichoderma gamsii, 1491 nucleotides. RefSeq names its product catalase. Lineage: Eukaryota; Fungi; Ascomycota; Sordariomycetes; Hypocreales; Hypocreaceae. Gene Ontology annotation, cellular component: mitochondrion; peroxisome; cytoplasm. Gene Ontology annotation, biological process: response to hydrogen peroxide; hydrogen peroxide catabolic process. The record is from RefSeq and is a predicted model, not a curated record. Gene Ontology annotation, molecular function: catalase activity; heme binding. The transcript is spliced from 2 exons. Bases 1 to 1491 code for a protein of 496 amino acids.